This is a messenger RNA of Cydia splendana, 4864 nucleotides long. RefSeq names its product ubiquitin carboxyl-terminal hydrolase 31 (gene Usp15-31). The record is from RefSeq and is a predicted model, not a curated record. Gene Ontology annotation, biological process: protein deubiquitination. Lineage: Eukaryota; Metazoa; Arthropoda; Insecta; Lepidoptera; Tortricidae. The coding region runs from base 120 to 3023 and encodes 967 amino acids. Gene Ontology annotation, molecular function: cysteine-type deubiquitinase activity. The transcript has 14 exons.
UCGAUCCAAUCAAAAUGGCGCUUAUGUCAGUGACAUAUCUAUUGCAAUGCAAUGUUUUAUAAUCAGAUUUCUUUUUAUUAUAGCCUUUUCAAGUAUAAUUAUAGAAUAAAACAGUGAUUAUGUCGACUAAUAAUUUGUCAUCAGUUCUAAAAUCAUGUUCGGAGAGUGAAUUAAUAAACGAAGUUGCGGAUAAUAACAUGACACCAAAACAGGUGGAAGGAUCCCGACUAAAGAGGACCUUUACGUUGCCUCGCAAUCCUUUUGGUACCACUAAACCAGGUUCCAGCAAAAGUAAGAGCAACGAUAGCGACAAUAAGCAAGUGAGUGCCAGCUCCACAAUCGCAGAACCCACGAAGGACGACGGUGUAAUUGAGAGGAAGUUGUUUAGAAGGCCAUCAUGGAAACGAUUUCUGAACAAAAUAGCGCAACAUAUGAGCACCGUUAAUGUGUCCGGGGUAAAAUCAGCUCCAGCAGUCUUGAAUGGUGAGAGAGUUCCGUGCAGCGGUGACCCUCCAUGGCCCCCAGGCUCCACUCCAGCUGCUACAGGCAUCAAAAACCAUGGCAACACUUGUUAUAUGAAUGCUGUAUUGCAGUGUCUUUCACAUACUGAUGUUAUUGCAGAAUAUUUUGUGCUAGAUCAUUACAAGGUAGACUUACAAAAGAGGAAUAAAAUUAACUCAAAAAAAUAUGGCACAAGGGGGGAAGUAACGGAACAACUAGCAACUCUUCUAAAAGCUCUCUGGGCUUGUAGAUACACACCUGACAUGAGUACUGCAUUCAAGGGUGCAGUGGAGAGGCAUGGCAUGCAGUACAGAGGGAACAGCCAGCAUGACGCGCAAGAGUUUCUUUUUUGGUUGCUUGAUAAGGUCCAUGAAGAUUUAAACACUGCCACUAAAAAGAAAUAUAAAACCAUUAAGAACACAUGCGGUAAACCUGACGAGGUGGUUGCUGCGGAAACCUUAGCUAAUCACGCUAGAAGAAAUAGUUCAUUUGUCCAGGCAGUAUUUCAAGCUCAAUACCGGUCGGCAUUGACAUGCGCGAAGUGUGAGCGGACAUCGUGUACAUUCGACCCUUUCCACUGCGUGAGCGUACAGCUACCGCCCAGGCCGGCCGCUGCACAAAUCUCUCCCUUACCUGUUAAUGUUGUAUAUGUGAACCAACAACCCCGCCAAGUCCGCAUCGGCGUGGAGCUGAAGCCCAGCUCCACGAUGGAAGACCUGCGAGCGACCCUGCACACGGACACUGGCAUCGAACGUGACAACAUCAUUCUGGCUGAAAUCAAUGAAACUGGUUGGUGCGUGGCUCGCGCCGGGUGGGAGCCGGCGGGGCUGGACUUCGGCGCGCUGUACUGCAUGGAGGCGCCGCCGCUGCUGCAGACGCCCACUACGCCCUAUCUGCUCAUCCUCUGGGUCAACUUACUAGACGGGGAGCGUUUUGGAUCGCCUUACGCGAUGCAAGUGCCUCGCGAGACGUCGUACUUGGACCUGCAGAAGCUGCUGCUGAAGGAGAUGAGCGCGGUGGUGGCGGAGCUGGUGCUGGAGGGCGCGCAGGGCGCCGACAUCUUCCGCGCGCGCAUCGCCGAGGCGCACCGCCCCAGGGACCCCGCCUACCUGCAGCCCGAGCUUCCCCAUCCUUUGUUCGCUCUGGACGUAGAGCAGGCGCUGUGCGCGCACGACAAGCACCCGCACCUCCGACUCGAGCUGCUAUGGGACCCAGCGCACAGAGACAGUAUAAUCCGGGACCCGCUGGAGGCGUGCGAGGUGCACGUGUCGGCGCACGGCUCGGCGGCGCCGCUGACGCUGCACGCGUGCCUCGCGCACUACACGCGCGCCGAGCAGCUGGCGCAGGAGGACGCUUGGCGAUGCCCCCAGUGCCAGAGGUAUAUGCCGGUCGUUAAAACGCUCGGCCUGUGGUCGCUGCCGGAUAUCUUGGUCAUUCAUCUCAAACGGUUUCGGCAGCAAGCCAAGUGUCGAACGAGUACAAAGUUGACGACAAUGGUGGAGUUUCCCCUGAGCGACCUGGACAUGACGCCGCACCUGGCCCCGCGCGGCGACGGCCCCGCGCAUGCGCACUCGGCCGGACACUCGCGCUCCCCGCGCAGGCGCGCCUCGCGGCCCGGUGCGCCGCCUCACAACACCUACGACCUGUACGCCGUCUGCUACCACCACGGCGACGACCUCGAGACCGGCCACUACACCGCCGCCUGCCGCAACCCCUACGACGGCCGCUGGUACAAGUUCGACGACUCGCGCGUCACGCCCGUCGACGACGACAACGCCUACGGCGAGCUCGUCAACAACACCGCCUACAUGCUCUUCUACAAGCGGAAGAGACCCACCGUCGCUCCCGCGCACGCCGCGGACGACGGCGGCCACUGGGCGCUUCGAAUGCCGAAAUACGUGAAACGACCGAGCGAAACUCUCAACGAGAUCGCCGAGGUCAAGGACGAAGUCGCCGAGGACGCUAAGAUCGAAGCUCCCGGCGACGAGCCCGAGUCCGAGUCGGAGAUCACCCCGCCGACGCGCAGCCCCUCGGCGCGGAGCGUCGCCAGCCUGCCCGACGAUAGCGCCGCGGAGCCCCCCCCGGUCGACCCCGCGCCUGUCGUACAUAAUACCGCUAUUAUCCAAUCCCCGACUCUGCAGCGGCCGCUAAUAGUCGAGGUGAACGGCAACCGAUCGACCGGCAGCACGAGCGAGUGCGACAACGAAUCUAGCGCAUCCACCGAGCCGUAUAUCCAUAAAGACGUGCACAUAAAUCCGAAGAUGACGCCCGUCGACACGCGGCGGCCGCGCUCCGUGGACUACCCGCCGCGCGGGGCGGCCCGCGACGCCAACCGCAACUACGACAGCUCGCCGCUCGUGGCCAGCAUCAACGGCGUGGAGUACCACCCCACCACCGAGGACCUCGUGCUCACCAUGUUCCAGGACUCCAAGUACAUCGUUCCGCGCCACGCCAACAUCGCGGGGGAAUCUCAUAGAACAGGUGAAAAGUCUUCCGUUUGGAAAACUCGAAUAUCCACAUGAGAGCAACAGGUACCAUUGAAGGGUCAAAUGCGGUCCUACCCAUUAUUUAUUUCCUAUUUAACCAUAGAUCUGAUUGUUUUUUGUAGUUGACAGUUAAUUUAUUACGUUUUAUAGAGUUUGCAGUGAGAAUAUGUACGCGACUAUCAGAAUUUUGAUUAUUUACGAAUUACUCUGCAGCAAAGUAUGUACAUUAAAUCUCGUCAUAAAUGGUAUACUAAUAGAUUCCGGACUACUUUACAACAGUUUACAAAAUCAAGUUAAGCUCAUAUUUUGCCAAAUAAUACAUUUUGUUGCAGAGUGCUUUGUGGUCCAUUUAACGAAACUACAAUUUCUCGACGACCGUUCUGGCCUAGUGGGUAGUGACCCUGCCUGUGAAGCCGAUGGUCCUGGGUUCGAAUCCCAGUAAGGGCAUUUAUUUGUGUGAUGACACAGAUAUUUGUUCCUGAGUCAUGGUUGUUUUCUAUGUAUUUAAGUAUUUUUAUAUUAUAUAUAUCGUUGUCUGAGUACCCAUAACACAAGCCUUCUUGAGCUUACUGUGGGACUUAGUAUUUAUAUAUUUAUUUAUUAAUUUGAUCAGAAAGACCUGUCUAAACCCCUUUUUUUCUAAUAAAGUGCGUGUUAAACCAAUAAUAAUGUCAAUUAAUGUUGCCAGUUGAGGCUAGAAAGAUCAUGUAGAUUCGUGAAACGGACCAGUGAACUUUUAUAUUUAAUUUUUGAACAUGGAUUUUACUAUUUGGGAACUUUAUUAAUUCGUUAACUGAUUACACAUGCCAAAGAUUGGUUACUAAGAGCCGCAUAAUAUUGGACCAGUUUCGUAAAUUAAAUAACGUAAAGCAUUGUUGUGGUGUAGUGUCGUGUAGACUGUAGUUAGCGGGCGAUAUUAUCAAAUUUUCAUAACAAAUACCACACUAGUGCCUUGGCCCUUGGGAUGUUGUGAUUUUAAAAAUAUAAAACACCAUAUUUGCUGAUUUACAAUAGGUAUGUAUGUACGUAGUAAGAGUUAUAUUUGUAUAACGGUCGAUGUUGCACAAGACUCGUUCUAUCCAAGUGAUAUAAUACUGGAAUUGCAGUAGAUUUCGGUUGAGUAAUGGGAAUAUUAUUUGGCUAGCAGCUACCACCGGGAACGACUUGCAAGGUAUCAUGUGAUUUUAUGAAUAAUUAUAAUUUAUUUACGAAAUAUUGUAUAUAUUGGCUUUUAUACUUUGUUUCUACAGAUCACAAAUUUCUUACUGAGUUUAAAAAAUUGUAAAUACUGAAAAUAAUAUUUUCAUAUUUGCACAUAGGUUAGAUUAUGUAAGCUGCACUUGAUUGUGAAGGUUUUGUUUAUAAUUUAUGUUGAAACUGAUUUAUUUAAAAGACAUUGUUAUGUUAUAAGCGUAAAAGUAUCAGACUAAAUGGCCUAAACGGUACCUGUGAUCAUUUUGUCAGGGAUGCAUCGUGAUUCAUUAAAAAUAAACCUAUUAAUGUAUUUUGUCCCAAUACUCUGGAUAGUGACUCUUGCUGUGUAAGGCUGGCUCUCAUUAUUAAAUAAUUAUAGUUUUAUUUUUAAAUAAUUCGAAGAUAGACGACCAGUGUCAUAAACAUAUGCAUAUUUAAGGUUUGUUAUACAAUAGCAGCUAUUGACAUUAGGAAUUGUUUGAUCAGAUCUGCAUUAUAAUAAAUUUCAAGGUAAAUAUAAAAACAUCACAUACAUUCAUAAAACUUGAAGAUGCUUUAAUUCUCAAUCCAUGCGAUGGUCGUACAAUCUCCGAAUGUGUAUUGUGUUAUUUGUUUUAAUUUGAAAAUGUUUAUUUUACUUUCACAACGUUAUUUAAAAUAUAAGUGUUAUGUACCUACACGAA